This is a messenger RNA of Pseudophryne corroboree (corroboree frog), 8723 nucleotides long. RefSeq names its product milk fat globule EGF and factor V/VIII domain containing (gene MFGE8). Gene Ontology annotation, cellular component: plasma membrane. Gene Ontology annotation, molecular function: calcium ion binding; signaling receptor activity. The coding region runs from base 220 to 1647 and encodes 475 amino acids. The record is from RefSeq and is a predicted model, not a curated record. NCBI's taxonomy places the organism in Eukaryota, Metazoa, Chordata, Amphibia, Anura, Myobatrachidae. The transcript has 10 exons.
AGAGCUGAGCCGUCUCUGCCUCGCAGGCUGCUGUGAUUGGUGGGGCCCGGGCUCACGUCACUGUAAUCUGCAAUCUCAGGUUUAGGGAGCAGUCUCCGGCGUGAGAUCUCCCCGGAACGGCCAAAAUCCUGCCAGCUUCCUCUGAGCCGCUCACCAGGGGACCCCGACACUAGCAGCCCGGUGCAAGGUGACAGGCUGGCACUAUCCCAAGGGAGCAGCAUGCAGGGGCCCGGCGCCUGGCACACACUCACUGUCACUUUGCUGACUUUCUGCCUCAUUCUCAGUGUAGAAGGCGAAAACUGUGAUUCAAACAUCUGUUUCAAUGGAGGAUCCUGUUUUACCAAUGCAAAUAAAGAACCCUUCUGUAUCUGCCUAGAUGGUUUUACUGGUGCAUACUGCAACAUAACUGAGAAAGGUCCUUGUCAACCAAAUCCCUGCUACAACAAUGGAGAGUGUCAGGUUCUGUCCCAAACUCGCAGAGGAGAUACUUUUGAACAGUAUGCCUGCAAGUGUCUUCCUGGCUAUGAUGGAGACAAAUGUGAAAACAAUAGGAAUCACUGCUCUUCAGACCCUUGUAAAAACGGAGGGAUCUGCAGCCACCUCGAAGAUGAUUACAGCUGUAAAUGUGCAUCGCCAUAUAUAGGGAAAGCCUGCCAACUUCGUUGUGCUAAUGCAUUGGGAAUGGAAGGCAGUGCCAUAUCUGAUGCCCAGAUUACAUCAUCAUCCCUAUACCAUGGUCUCUUUGGUCUGCAGCGUUGGGGCCCAAACCUUGCCCGGCUGAACAACAAAGGGUUGGUUAAUGCCUGGACUGCUAAUAGCUAUGACCGACGCCCAUGGAUUCAGGUUAACCUGCUAAGGCAGAUGAAGGUGUCUGGAAUCAUCACCCAGGGAGCCAGUCGAAUGGGUAACGCAGAGUACCUGAAGGAAUUUAAGGUGGCAUACAGUGUUGAUGGACAUGAGUUCACAGUUUUAAAGAGUGAGGGGCAGGACCAAGACAAGAUUUUCCGUGGAAACAUAGACAAUGACAGCAGAAAGGCCAAUAUAUUUAGUCCUCCAUUCUCUGCACAGUACAUCCGUAUCUACCCUGUGACUUGUCACAGAGCCUGCACUCUGCGUUUUGAGCUCUUUGGCUGUGAACUAAAUGUGUAUUUCAACAUGGUAGGUUGCUCUGAUCCACUUGGAAUGAAAUCCCAUCUGAUUUCUGAUAAGCAAAUAACAGCAUCCAGCAUCUUCAAGACAUGGGGGAUGGAUGUAUUUACCUGGCACCCACACUAUGCUCGUCUAGACAAGAUUGGGAAAUCCAAUGCCUGGACUCCACUUCAGAAUAACCAGUCACAAUGGCUGCAGAUUGACUUACGGAUUCCUAAGAAGAUCACAGGAAUUGUGACACAGGGUGCCAAAGACUUUGGAAAUAUUCAGUACGUGGAAGCGUUUAAAGUAGCCUACAGUGACAAUGGCUCCACCUGGAUUGUGUAUCAAGAUAGCAGGACAAAAACUGAUAAGGUGUUCCUUGGAAAUAAUGACAACUACUCCCACAAAAAGAACAUCUUCAGUCCGCCAUUUACAGCUCGUUAUGUGCGUAUUCUUCCUCAGUCCUGGCAUGAACGAAUCACACUGCGAAUGGAGCUACUUGGUUGCGACAAUUAAUUUGAUAACUGGAUGACCAUAAGAAUUGUAGUCACUGGUCCUCAUUCAUAGAUUGGAGUAAAUACGGCUAAACCAUGCAUUCUGUAUGUUAACAAAGCAGCAUUGCUCUGAGCUAGGAUGUGUGCAACGCCCUCCCUUAUGUCCAGGAUUGUACCUUCUAGCUAGUUUUACUCCUAACUGUAAGUGAUGCCCAAAGUAAUCAUUCUCCCCAGUCAUUGCACCAAGCAAGUGCUGUCAGUGUAUCAGGGAGGCUCAGUGUAAGCAUUUUAUAAUGUGCCGAGCAGAUCUCCCUACAACACACAUUAGGAUACUAUAUUGGGAUUUUGUACUGCUCACCUAAAGUCAUUUUAAUUAAAUCAUAAUUCCCAAGAUAGCUGUAUUGACAUACGUAGAGUGAUUUAUUUUCCCACCGUUAUGAUAUUUGUGAGUGCUGUAAUAAAUGUUGUUGUGGGGGGAAGGGGGGGGGGGGUGUUUUUAGCUUGUUUGUUUUUUGUGUUCUAUUAUUUUAUUUUUUUACGUUUGUUUGCAACCAGUUCAGUAUUUUGAAGCUUUAAUGUGCACUGUUUCUCUAACACGAAGUUGCUACUCUGACCACUAGAAGAGCAACAUACAGUCCUAUAUUUCAGUAUUAAGUCCCAUUGCACAUUCCGGGUGCUUAUCAUUUUGUUUUGUAAAGAGUUGGUUACCAGCACUCCUGUUAUACUGUCACUUUACUCCAUGCACUCUGCAAUAUGGAGCCAACUGGGGGCUUUACUGUUGGGUGUUCACACAAGAGAAUAGAAUUGUCCCUGACUGCUGUAGAAUCACUGUUGUCCAUACACUCCAUCCAAUUGCCCACAAAUGACAUCUUGAGUUCUCUUACAUCAUAGUUUCAGAAGUAGAAAUUACCCUUUAUAUAAAGCAGAGGGAUUUUUUUUUCUCCCAAACAAGCUACAUUUUUAUAUAGUUCUUUUCAUGCCACUAGUUUGUACAAUGUGUGCAAUUCAUUACAUUAGAUUUGUUUUUUUUGUUUUUCUUUGACCAUUAAUGGAUCUAAUUGGGCUAAUUUGAGUGUUUACUGUUCACACUAAUAGACCCCACAUAAUAAUUUUCUAAAGAGAAUUUGUGUUUCAUUAGACUUCACCUGUCACUUAUAUUGGCAAAAUACAGUGAUAGUAGACUGUGGGGUAAAUUUACUAAGGUGGGAGUUUGUUUUAGAACUGGUGAUGUUGCCCAUACCAACCAAUUAGAUUCUCUCUAUUAUCUUCUAGAAGCAGCUAGAUAAAUGUUAAAUAGAAUUUGACUGGUUGCUUUGAACAACAUCACCAGUUGUAAAAAGAAAACUCCCACCUUAGUAAAUUUAGCCCUGUGAGUGCAAAUUCCAGUCUGCACUUCACUGUCACUCUGUCCUUUUACACGAGCUCAGAUAUUGCAUCUCUUCUCUACAUACCUGUUGUACAUAAAGAAAACCAGAAAGUAGGAAUAGUGAAGACUGGUACAUUUGUAAUGUCUUUUAUUAUAUUUUAAAUAUGACUUCAAAUUUGGGAAAAUCCAAUUAUCCAGAAACCCCAUUUAGAUCUCAAACCUAUAUGUACAAAUUUGUGGAUUGUAAAUUAUCUCAGUUUACAUGAUUGUUUUUUGUGAUUUAAUAUGUCUUAGGGCUGUGGGAUAUAUGUAACGUUUAAGAAAAUAAUCUUCAAAAUUAUUAAUAUAUGACUUCUUAUUAUCCAGGUAUUGACAAUGUACGAAUUAUAGCUGAAUGUAAAUAGGUUUACAGCUGCAUUGUGGAAGUUAUUGUACAUUAAUGUGUAGUGCUGUAGCUGCUUACAAUUGGUGAGGCGCUAUAUAGAUACAUGACGAGGUGGAACCAAUUUAUCCAUCAAGACUUCAGUGUUUCUGCCUGUAAAUUACCUAAUGUCCUGGGACAUAAUUAGCCCUGGUGUCACAUUAAAAUUAUUAUGAAAACCUUCAAACAAAUGUGAUAUGCUGUAUUUCCAUAUUGGGGCCGGGUGUGCGUAGUUAUCUGGAAUGUGUGACCAGGCAAAUCGAUAAUAUACCUCUACUCCCUGCAGCACUAUAGGGAUGCUAUAGCUCUCUGCUCCCUGCAGCACUAUGGGGACAUUAUAACUCACUACUCACUGUAGGUAUACUACAGCUCUUUGCCCCCUGCAGCAUUAUAGGGAUCACAACUCACUGUAGGUAUACUACAGCUCUCUGCUCCCUGCAGCAUUAUAGGGACAUCACAACUCACUACUCACUGUAGAGGUAUACUACAGCUCUCUGCUCCCUGCAGCAUUAUAGGUACAUUACAAGUCACUACUCACUGUAGAGGUAUACUACAGCUCUCUGCUCCCUGCAGCAUUAUAGGGACAUCACAACUCACUACUCACUGUAGGUUUACUGCAGCUCUCUACUCUCUGCAGCACUGUAGGGAUAUUACAAGUCACUACUCACUGUAGGUAUACUACAGCUCUCUGCUCCCUGCAGCAUUAUAGGUACAUUACAAGUCACUACUCACUGUAAGUAUACUACAGCUCUCUACUCCCUGCAGCACUAUUGGUAUGCUACAGUUCUCUACUGUCUGCAACACUGUAGGGACAUUACAAGUCUCUACUCACUGUAAGGAUAUUAACCACUUAACUGUCAUGGUCAGAUCACAUGUGACAGCACCGCCCCACUGUUUCUCCCAGUUUUUGAUGACUAGAUCCGUUCUGCAGAUGUGCAUAAUGUAAUAUUUAAAUAUUAAAAAAAAAAACUUUUUUAACUAUAUUAAAAUAAAAACUAAAAACAAUUGUAUGAACGGUUUUGAAGGGAAAAAUCGUCAGUUAAGAGGAUAAAGGUCUACUUCCUGCAGCACUAUAUGGAUACUACAGCUCUCUACUUCAUGCAGCACUAUAGGGAUACUAGAGCUCUCCCUGCAGUACUGUAGGCUUGCUAAAGUUUUCUACUUAAUGCAGCACUAUAGGUAUAUUACAGCUAUCAACUUCCUGCAGCACUAUAGGGACAUUACAGCUCUGUGCUCCCUGCAGUUCUAUGUGGAUAUUACAGUACUCUGCUUCCUGCUACUACAGGGUGUCCCUAAAGUCUAGACACAGAGUUAUUGCAUUGAGUUCAUUUAAAUCUUGCAAUGCGCAUCAACCUUUGCAUCACAAAUCAUGGAAAUCAUAUUGAAGAUGUUAUUUGUUAAUAUUCCAAUUAUAUAAAAUGUUGUUGUAAAUUUCAUUCAUUUCAGUUCUUGAAAAUAUGCAUUUUUAGCCUAUGUGUCCAGACUUUAGGGACACCCUGUACAGCUGUCUGCUCCCUGCAGUACUAUAAGGAUACUACAGCUGUCUGAUCCCUGCAGUACUAUAAGGAUACUACAGCUGUCUGAUCCCCGCAGUACUAUAAGGAUACCACAGCUCUGUACUUCAUGCAGCACUAUAGGGAUAGGUUACUAUAGCUCUCUACUCCCUGAAGCACUGUAGGCUUACAAAAGCUCUUUUCUUAAUGCAGCACUAUAGGGACAUUAUAACUCUCUACUCACUGUAGGGAAACUACAGCUCUCCACUCCCUGCAGUACUAUAAGGAUACUACAGCUCUCUGCUUCCUGCAGCGCUACAGGGACACUACAACUCUCUGUAGGGCAUUAGUACAGUACAUUGAAAGAUAAAAAUACAUGUACUUUUUUUGUUAUAUUACAUUUACUGGGUGAAGACUUGUGUCAACAGCGUGACUUGUAUUUACUCUACUAAUUGAAAACAUUUGGAGGUCAGGAAGGAUAGGAAGAGCCGGAGUGAUAUGCUGCAAGGGUUUCCAGAUGAGCGAUACUGCUAGUUCCAGAGCCAUUGGCUUUUGUGUAUGUUCUAUAACUUCCCUAGCCCCAGAGUGACACACAAUUCAGCUUUUUGGUCUUUUGGGGGAUGGCUCUGAUUGUUGCCAAAGCAUGCAUGGUAAACUUUGGGAUUACAGUACAACAUAAGAGCAACUCUAAUGGUCAUAAAUCAGGUGCAGAUGUUUUUUAGGACUCUAUACGCUAGUUAAAACAAUAGUGUAUUUAUUGCGUUGCUUAGUGUGUAGAAACACAACAGUCCUCUUGAGCACCAUUUGCAUGCUGUGACUUUACAAAAGAUGCUGACGUAAGGAAUGAUUUGUUAAAUGGGUAUAUUUUAACCCCAGCUUAAUGGACCUGGGAUCUGUAUUCACUUCCAACACCCAAAUUAGCCAAUCUGCUUGUCAUUUGAUGCAACAGUCCUGGCAACCUGGUGUAGAAUGUACUCCAAACUUCACUCCGAACAGUAUGCUUGUGCAUGCCAGUCUGUAAUCUAUUGCCAGCUAGGUUUUAUUUUUCUGAGGUAUUUAGUUUUACUUUAUUAAUCACAUAUUUAUUAAAUAACUUGCUAAUUCCUUCUCUUUUAUUAUUCCAUAUCUCACCAUGUUAGUUCCAGCUAGUUUAGACAUUUUAUUUUGUCAGUUGAUACACUAAUGAAACUGUGGAGAUCCCCAUUCAGCAUUGAAUAGAAGUCUGCAUAUGUGUUUUACAGAGCUGCUAUUAGAAUAACGGGAACAGCAGGACUAUGAUAAUGUAACGUGCUGGCAUUCUUUAACAUUUACCUGAUUGUUUAAUGACAAGAUCACGUAAGGAAAAACUCCAUUGGGUUCUAAUAAGCACAUAUUCUUGCGUCAUAUAUUGGAGAAAAGUUGAUGUUCUAUAUGAAUUCUCAGCAUUCCCUUUGGGAAUGAUUCCUCUAAAACACAAAGCUGUUCCCUUUUCUGGCCAAUGUGCAACUCAUUGAACUUAUGUUGAAAGAAUAAUUAGGUAUCUGUCAGUAGUGUGGAAGUUUAGUCAUAUUAAGAUUAGAACUGCUUUUUUUUUUUUAUAUGACAGAGUAAUAAGCAAGAGGUGCAAUUACCAAGCUGGGAUGGGGUCCACUACUUUGAAGUCAGAGUUCUCUUGUUCCCCAUGGCUGAUUUUCAAAAAUCUGGUGCCCCUGGAAAGAGGGGACCCUCAGCUAUCAGCCUAGCGCCCUUAUACACCUGGGGCCCUUGGGCAAGAGCCCAUUGAGCCCAUAUGAAAAGACGGCCCUGCUCCCAACUUUAAUAAAUCUGCGCCUUUGUUUUUAUUCAUCUUAAAUACACAUUGCCCUGUAUUUCUGUACUUUGAUUAAUUUAAUUGCACAUUUUUCAGUGUAAUUAAUUUAAAUCUGUUUACAGUCUAUAAUCCUCCAACAAUCACAGAUGGAAACGUGACUCUAUUAUUGAGACUUUGUAGACUGAAGAGCAUAUCUGGAAAACUUGCUAUCAAUAAUUUCUGGUACAACCACUGACUUUUGUAAAGUGCAGGGUUACUUUGUAAUGCUCAUGAAUGGGAUCAGUACAGUUUAGUUACACUCAGUAAAAUAAUUUUUAUUGGUUGACGUCAGGCCUGUGCUGGAUAUAGUAUUUGAUUACAGUGCUACAAUGUUAAUAUUUCCUCUUGGGAAUAAGUGCGUUCAUUGCAGUAAUGUUUGUCAGAUAUAUUAUAUGUAGUUAAUCAGAUAGUUUUGUGUUACCGGUAGGAUUGUUCUGCUGAUGCGGAUCUAGUUCCCUGAUUAUGGUGAUGAUCUAAUGUGUUUUUGUUUGGAUUAUAAUGCAUAUAUUUUACAGCAUGACUGAUUUCACAUCUACUUGCUUUCGCCUACAGUACAUUUAGCAGAACAUCAUGAAAUUAUCAACCAAUGUUUUUAGUGUAAAUUACAGAUGUCACAAUAAAGAGCUACAUUAUGCUAUCCAUUGAGAAAAAUCUAGAAUGGUUUUAUAAAUACAUUUAAAUAAAAGAUUAACCUUUCUCUACAUAAGAAUAAUGGGGGUCCCUUCCUCCUGACUAGGGUAUUUGUGAUGUAAUCGAGUCUUAAGAAAGGACGUUCCGCAACGUUUGACACACUUUACAACACAUCAUCAUUCUGUCCCCUCGUUCGACCUUCAUGAUAUUUUAAAAAACUUUUUAGCGAUUUAUUAAAGUUUCUCUCUGCCACACGAACAAUAGUUGAAACAAUUAUAUGAUGCAAUGGGAGGUAGGACUGUGUUGUGGGGAAACUUAUGCACACUGUGCACUGGGAUUAAGAUGCCGGUGCAAAAAAAAAAAAAUUGCGCAUAGUGUAUUGCCUUCGUUUUGUGGAAGGUCCCAAGGACAGGGUCUCCGUCUGCCGACAGAUAUUUCCUGGCCUCUUGGAUGGCACUGCAGCGGCCAGACUGCAUGGCCUCAUGGGUCACACAGCCGGCUGAUGGUGUCGCAAGUAAUCCGACGCUGCGUCCCCUGGCACAGCACCAGAUCACACAUGCAUGCAGGAGGCAGUUACUUAUACCAAACACCCCCUGCUGCAUUAGCAUAUCUGAGCAUUGCUGCUGCUUCCAAGUAUGCAGCAGUGAUGCUCAAUCCAACCACAUGUGGAUCAGGCCCACUGGGGGGAGAUUUAUCAAAGCUCGGAGAGAGAUAAAAUAUCUGCUCCUACUGUAAAGUGACAGAAGCUGAUUGGUUAGUAUUUUAUUUCUCUCCACUUUAUCUCUCUCUGAGCUUUGAUAAAUCUCCCCCUCAGCUUUAGUUAUUCCUACUAAGAGCACAAUUUCAGCAGGGAUUUUCCUGGUACAAGGAUGGAAAGGCUCCUGCUAUUCAGGUGAAUACUAUAUACUGUAAGUAAAAAAAAAAAAAAAGUUCUUUAAAAGUGACAUAAAUAAGUGAACCCUAUUACUGAGAAUUAUUUUCUAAUUGAAUACUUGUUAAGUAGCCAUCUAGCAUUCGUUCUUGUGUGUUCCGUAAUGCCUCAUACAGUGUUUCACUUGUUUUACCUGAUUUAGCUGCUACAGUAUUGAACAUGUAUAUUGCUUCCGUGGUUUGCAGCCACUACAUUACCUUGCUGAGGUAGAGAAUCUACAGAAAUGUACAAGUGCUCAGUCAAAACAAAUAUAAAUUCACCUACGAUUAUGUAAAAGUAAAUCACUGGGCCUGAUCUAGAAAACCGCGCAAGGGAGCGUAUUCUGUUUUAGCUGAAUACUCUGGAUGUAAUCAUUUACUUACUAUGAUACAAGAUGCACAUGCCACCUUUUUGGUUCUCUUAUAAUAAUAAAAUCACUGACAAAUUAAA